AUGGCAGCGAAAGACAUCCUUUUAUCCCUUGAUCUUGGUCUAAAAGACUGCUUUUACCGAAUUCGGCGCGAGGUUCAUCAUGGCAGCAAAGUCAUCUAUGUUGUCGUUAAAUCAUUGGACAUCAUCCCGGAAGAGUCCCAGACCUAUGGCCCUGCUGUGAUACGUGAGCUGUCAAAGCUGAACGUUUGGUACAGUGCAUGGAAUACUCUUACAGUCUUUAAGGAUGAGGGUGGUGUCCGAGGAGAGCCCGACACUUUCGAGCCACACGCCCUAUCAAAAAAACAGAUUCUUGGUGACUACGACUUGCUCAGUAUUUUUGAACUAAAGGUCAUUGAAUCGGUUAAAGUUCGAGUCUUCCGUGUUGAAUGGAAAGGCAGGAAGUGCUUCUUGAAGAUUGCUAGGUUUGGCUUUGAACUCGAUUGGCUAGCACAGGAGAUUAAAGUGUACCAUGCUCUAGCCCAGAACACACCUCCUAUAGCGCCAAGAAUCCUAGGGUACGCAUUCGAGGAGCCAUUCCAUCGAGUCGUUGGCUUUGUUUACGAGGAGAUCAUUGGGCGUCGUCCAGAGAUUAUGGAUCUCAAGACGUGCCAGAUAGCUCUACAACAACUUCACGAUCUCGACAUACUACAUGGGGACAUCAAUAGGGACAACAUGUUCAUCACACCGGAUGGAACAAAGUUUAUUGACUUUGAAGAUUCCUGCAUCGGUCCUAUGGGAAAUGGAGAAAGAUGGAAAGAGCAGAUGAGCAAUGAAACCCAAAGCCUGGCAGAAAAACUAUUGGAUGAAACUGGGAGAGGGCGUCCUUUGACACUGGGGAAUGGUGCAUCAUGA
Molecule: messenger RNA, 831 nt
Organism: Penicillium alfredii
Lineage: Eukaryota; Fungi; Ascomycota; Eurotiomycetes; Eurotiales; Aspergillaceae
Product: aminoglycoside phosphotransferase family protein
Exons: 1
Coding region: 1-831 (276 amino acids)
Source: RefSeq, a predicted model, not a curated record